CCUGGCUUAAAGACGUCUCUUUUGCUAGUGCUCGUAUAAGUCGCGUUGUCGCUGUUUUUGUGAUAAGAAAGAUUCUCGUUUGUGUUUCAAUGUUUUCAGGAAAAGCUCCUCGGAUCGGCACGUAACUCGUAGGCGAAUUAUUGGCAAAAGAAGUCAGGUAGUGUUUCGGCAGCAGCGAAUAGUAACGGAUCGUGUGGAGUGAAAUCACGAACGGGAAAAUUGUGUGUCUCCUCCUUAUUCUCCGAUAUGUGCACACAUCAUGGUGGACAGUGAUUAUAUGAGGGACAAACAUCAUUAGCUUCGAGCUGUGCGAUUUUGUGUGUGGGAAUCUUUUUUGCCCUUCUGAGGGAGGGAUCCGGUGCCAGUGCAGGAAGUGUUUUGGAGAGGAUUUUCUACGUCGUGAAAUUACACAUUCCGAGUGGGAUUUCUAUCGGAGCUUAGUGGGACCCAGUGAAGUUGGAUCAGCUCUCCGAGCAGGUGAUUAUCUAAGAGAUAAAACUCGAUCAAACGACGACACUGUGCAAAGUCCACAUCUAAAAACGGAAACAACGAUCCGCAAAGAUGAUGGUUGUUAGGGGGCGAUGAACGUCUCGGCGGUGGCGACAUUCCUCGGUGCGAAACUGCUGCCAUCCAUCGCUGUCGCGAUGUAAACAGAUAGCAAGACCACGACGGACGGAUAACGAGAGAGUGAUCUAAACAAAAUCUUACACACAAACACAAGCCUGUGGUGCCGGUCGAGUGGAAGAAUUGAGGAAAAACAAGAUCCAACCGACGACAAACACCAACUCAAUCGAAACCCGAAAACACGUCUAGCAGAAUUCGAGCAGUUUUUUCUUUCGCAUUUUUCGGGGUCAAAUCGAAGUUAACGUGCGCGAAACACUGAGAUGAAAACAGUUUAAUCGUCGUUCGUAUGAAGAAAACGAGAAAAAUCGUGUGUUUUGUUUUUAUCGGUUUGCUUUGAUUGCUUGCUCGGUAGAAAAGGAAAACUCGGGUGACGUCAAUCGCAGCGAGCGGUGAUAAAUUAUUAUUGGUCAAGGGAAAAACUGUUGAACCAACGUGGUGCCGAAAAGAAUCGGGAAGUGUUUCUGGCCUACUGAGGUGGUGGGUGUGCGAUAAGAAUGAUAAGACGGAAAAAGGUGUCGUAAGUGAAUGGGACAUUUUUUGCGAAGAAAAACGACGUAACCGAGGUGGUACGUGAGAUUGGAUCGUCGCGGAGUGGCGACGACAGUGGAUGGCUAACAAUUUGAAGAGCCUGUUCGGAGGAAGUGGUGGUGCAAGUGCUGCCGAAGCGUCAGGCAUGGCUAUCGUGGUGGGAACCAGCGUUGGAUCCAGUGGUCAGUUACAGCAGGAUAAGCCACCACCGAUACAGCAGCAACAGCGGGAGAUGGCCGACCGGUCGCCCGUAGAAUACUCGUCUAUAGUCAGUACACCAAAGACUGUGCCGUCAUCCCUAGGAAGCAGCAUUAGUAGUAGCAGUAGUUCCAGCGGCAGCAAUACCCCUAUCACUACGAUCCCCGACCCGCACCAGCGACUCAACAAUCGAGAUGUAGUCAUCACCAGUCUGGUUGCAGGAGCAAUCGCCGGUGCACUGGCCAAAACCACGAUCGCGCCCCUCGAUCGGACGAAGAUCAACUUUCAAAUCAACAAAGACAUCCCCUACUCGUUCCGAGCGGCGUUGGCAUUUCUGCGCGACACGUACACCAAGGAGGGCUUCGUGGCCCUCUGGCGGGGAAACUCGGCUACGAUGGCCCGCAUUAUUCCCUACUCGGCGAUCCAGUUCACGGCGCACGAACAGUGGAAGAAGGUGCUGCGCGUCGAUCGACACGAAGAUACCAAAGUGCGAAGAUUCCUGGCGGGAUCGCUGGCGGGCAUUACGUCGCAGUCGAUGACCUACCCGCUGGAUUUGGCCCGGGCGCGGAUGGCCGUGACGGACAAGUACUCCGGCUACCGGACGCUGCGGGAGGUGUUCGUCAAGAUUUGGCAGUGCGAGGGACCCCGGACGCUCUACCGGGGCUACUGGGCGACCAUCCUGGGGGUCAUCCCGUACGCCGGGAUGUCCUUCUUCACGUACGAUACUCUCAAGAAAGAGUAUUUCUUACUCACCGGUGACACCACCCCAAACACUGUGAUAUCGUUGGUUUUCGGUGCGACGGCUGGCGUGAUCGGCCAAUCGUCGAGCUACCCACUGGACAUUGUCCGACGGCGAAUGCAGACCACGGGCGUGACGGCCAACUGCGCCGAUCGAUAUCUGACAAUCGGAACAACACUGGUCAAAAUCUACAGGGAGGAAGGCAUUAUCGGGGGCUUCUACAAGGGGCUCAGCAUGAACUGGAUCAAAGGUCCUAUAGCAGUCGGAAUCAGCUUUGCCACGUACGAUCACAUCAAGUACUUCCUGCGAGAGCUCAUCCAUCUGCGGGAUCCGGUGCGGUAAAAGUAGGAGCCGCUUGUUCAGCAUACACACUUACAUACACACAUACACAGUGCACAAACAAUAGCAAAGCGGACACACGUUCGAAUCUGUUGAAUCUGGUUGUCGCUAGUGGCAUUUUUGCGGUUAGAAUUUAGAAGGUUUUGUUAUUUUGCGGGGUGACUGGUUGUUGAUUGUGAUGUCUGUGAUAGGGAACGCGCGUGAAGUGAUAAGGUUCACUGUUUUGUCGGAAUUGUGUGUUGUUUUGUUUGAAUCGACUUCAAUUAUUUGAAAAGAUAGGAAACUGGUGCAAUUAGAUUGUGGAAAGUUUUUAUAUACAAAGAGAAAAAGAGUCGAUUAGUGUAUAGGUUUCGUCUGAAAACACAAGUGCAUUGCUUAUACUCAGAGCACCGUUAUACGAAAAAAAAAAAACGUUUGCGAAAGCACUCAAAUUCGUUUUAAGUUAAACUUUAUAUUUUAGAACAGAAAAGUAAACAGGUUAAGCAACCCUAAAUCUACUGACUUUGUUGAAAUUACCAAAAUUAUCCUCGAACAACGAUUGUGAGACACUAACGUCCAAAAACUAUAAUGGUUUGCAGUUCAACUGUAAACCAAACACUACUAAGUCAAAAAAAAAAUCGUGGUCUGAUGAAAUGACAAUAACCGUCACGUAUAUCGACGAACCUCCGCUAAAGUUACUAGUUCUUUGCGGUCCUGCAAGGUGCCAUUCUCCGUUUUCUAUCAGUUUACUUUCCUUGAAUUAGGUCGUCUCGCUUCAGGUAGGGAAUGCGUUUUAUAGGUUAGAUUUUGUGUAUAAUAGACUUAAGAGCUAGCUUGUUUAGAGAGAACACUUUAUUCAGUGGGAGAAACUUGUCCGUACUAUAGCUUUGUUCUGGGUAAAUCGUGAUGACUGUUGUCGGCAUUCUCAUUUGGAUCCUUAGCGCUUUACUUUGUUGGAUGAUUCGCGCACUCGGGUCAACGGUCAUUUAUUUAACGUCCAUCGAGUCUUUUCUCCCCGAAAAAGACCGGUUUAUAAAUUUGCAAAGAGUUUAA
Aedes aegypti (yellow fever mosquito) is the source of this 3460-nucleotide messenger RNA. RefSeq names its product mitochondrial coenzyme A transporter SLC25A42 (gene DPCoAC). Bases 1232 to 2431 code for a protein of 399 amino acids. The record is from RefSeq and is a predicted model, not a curated record. The transcript is spliced from 7 exons. Gene Ontology annotation, cellular component: mitochondrial inner membrane. Gene Ontology annotation, biological process: transmembrane transport. NCBI's taxonomy places the organism in Eukaryota, Metazoa, Arthropoda, Insecta, Diptera, Culicidae.